Morchella importuna is the source of this 1197-nucleotide messenger RNA. RefSeq lists its product as uncharacterized. Lineage: Eukaryota; Fungi; Ascomycota; Pezizomycetes; Pezizales; Morchellaceae. The transcript has 6 exons. The coding region runs from base 1 to 1197 and encodes 398 amino acids. The record is from RefSeq and is a predicted model, not a curated record.
AUGGACUGCCUUCGGGAUUUCGAUAAAUCAUUCAAGAUCGAGCCUUCAGACCUAUCAUUAUACCCAGGGUGCUAUGACCGAAAGCAAGUUGCCGUGAUAAGGACCAAGGGGAGCCCAGACUCUUUUCGGCGAAUUAAAUCCGAGGCUUCGUAUUUUAUGAUACCUGGGUUGUCAACUGACGGGGUUAUGGUUGACCGAAACUUUUAUCAUCUCACUCCUCUGAAUAGGCCGGAGGAUGGGGAUGAUAUGAUUGAUGUUAUUGCUGUUGCUGGUCUCGAAGGGCACGCAAUCGAGUCCUGGAGGAACACGAAGAGCGGUGAAAUGUGGCUUCAAAAUCAUCUUCCCAAAGAUAUUAAAAACAUCCGUAUUUUAACCUAUGGUUACAACACCGAUCUUAUCGGGGACACAAUGGAGGACACCAUUCUGGACCUCAGAUCAAAUCUAUUCACACAUUUAUUGAACGUUAGGAAGACAGCUCAAGAAAAAAAAAGACCUAUCAUUUUUAUAGGUCAUGGUUUUGGUGGCAUCCUCAUCUUACAGACAUUGCUUGAGUCAAAAAGCCGGAAGAUUUAUGAACAUAUCUUAAACGCAACAAGGGCUCUGUUCUUUUUCGGGGUCCCACACCAAGGCUUUCGAACAUCUAAACUUGAAGCAAGGAUUAAAGAUAUGUCAAGGGACGGGGAUCCAUCUGCUGCAGUUAUGCUCCUCGAAAAGCUGAGGCAAAAUUCUGAGUUUCUUAUAAGCCAGAGAAACGAUCUAGUCGAUAUUUGGGAUAAAAUCAAUCUCUACAGCUUUUAUGAGAAAGUAAAAACACCAAUUAUCGUACAGACCGCUUCGGGACAGUGUGAACCAAAAGAAAGAGCAGAGGAAACGGUUCAAAAAAUGUCUUCACGAUUAUUUAUGCCAAGAGAAAUUGCAGUCGGCGUCUCAAAAACCCACUCAGAAAUGAUUAGAUUCAUUUCGGAUGAGGAUCCUACAUAUAUAACUUUUAAGCGGAAUAUGGAAGAAGAGGUAGCAAAUGUACUUGAAUCACUUGAAGAAGAGAAAAACGAACCCAAGGAAUUUCUCUUUAAGUUGUCGGAACCCCAAACGAGAAGUUUACCCGCGCCCAUUGGUUACCACGCGGGGUAUAGUUUCAGUGGAUUCAAUGGAACCAUCUCAAGCGUCACUGAACAUAUCGAAACAGAGUCAUCCUGA